Messenger RNA from Dovyalis caffra, 312 nucleotides. NCBI's taxonomy places the organism in Eukaryota, Viridiplantae, Streptophyta, Magnoliopsida, Malpighiales, Salicaceae. The record is from the annotation of a GenBank genome assembly.
AUGAGGUUAUAUGGUUCAAAUGGUUAUGGCGACUACAUAGAGGAAGAGGAUUUGACGAGGCGAGAGGAUGUAAGUGAUGAUGGUGAUGGAGUAGGAUACAUUUCUUAUAGGCAAUGUGGUUGUGAAAAUAGGAUAUGGUGGAAGCUAUUGGUGGCUUUGUUGGAUGAGAUGACGAUUGUAUUUGGCUUAAGGGGUAGGGAGAAGAUAUGGGUUAUGGUUGAGGUCUCGAGUACACUAGGAAAGUCAAUAGUGAUAGUUUUUGUUAGUGGAGAUCACUCAUUUCGACUAGGUUUUCUUGAUGAGGAGUUGUAG